AUGUUGCAAGAGCAAGAGGAGGAGCAAAGACGGAAGGAAGAGGAAACCAGAAGUCAAGAAGAAGCGCGACCUCAGGAAGAAAUGUUGCAAGAACAAGAGGAGGAGAUUGCUGAAGAGAUGGCAGACCAGCACCUCUACAUUCAGACCGCCUGUGUACCCGAGAGAUGUUGCAAGCGAGCCAUGCGCGACCUCCCGAGCUCCGAGCUGACCACCAAGAGGUUAUGCGACCUGGUCCGCGCGCAUGAGGGUGGGGCAGUGCUCUUGCAGGGUCAAAGACCCGAAGAUGGAAAGGGAGAGGUGGUGCCAGAGGAGGAGAAACGCCUAGCACGAUGGAACCUGAAGCGUGCCAUGCAUGACAGGCGCAUCGCGGACAUCGAGAAGGCCCUCAUCGCCGGCGAGGAGCGGGAGUGUCAUUUGUACCCCAUGGAGCUGGAACAUGCUCGGCACACCUUGCUGGAAGCCCGGAAGGCGGAUGCUUUGUACCGGCUGGAAAAGACCUUGUCAGACCCUCAAAGCCGAGUAGAGUCGCAAGUAGGCGGCUUUCGGUCGGACGGCGAGAUCGCCGCCAUCCGGGCGGCCAUCGAUAAGGCCGCCGAGGAGAAGGUCUUGGAAGACGUGAAGAAGCAGGAAGAUGCCAGGAUGCUGCUGCACGAGGCGAGUUCGCGCCUCGUUCGCGGCGAGGCUCGGACGAGGGACUGCGGAACAUCAACAUCUGGGACUGCAAGGGACGAAGCUACUGGAGCCUGGUCGAAGGACUUGGUGAGGUGUCAGUGUAUUCCGGCCAAGGGCAGGAGUGACCCAGAUGCUGGUAAACAGCCAGUCGCGGAAAAGAACACUGCAUUGUAUCAGAUUAGUGGGGCUGAGCCAGAAGCAAAACAGGAGUGGAUGUGGUGCAUAGGUAGGAGGACCCGUUCGUAA
Durusdinium trenchii is the source of this 918-nucleotide messenger RNA. The record is from the annotation of a GenBank genome assembly. NCBI's taxonomy places the organism in Eukaryota, Dinophyceae, Suessiales, Symbiodiniaceae.